Messenger RNA from Plectropomus leopardus (leopard coralgrouper), 2471 nucleotides. RefSeq names its product eukaryotic translation initiation factor 2-alpha kinase 1 (gene eif2ak1). NCBI's taxonomy places the organism in Eukaryota, Metazoa, Chordata, Actinopteri, Perciformes, Serranidae. Gene Ontology annotation, molecular function: ATP binding; eukaryotic translation initiation factor 2alpha kinase activity. Gene Ontology annotation, cellular component: cytoplasm; nucleus. Gene Ontology annotation, biological process: regulation of translational initiation by eIF2 alpha phosphorylation. The record is from RefSeq and is a predicted model, not a curated record.
UCAUCAUGGCCGCCGCUUCUGACUCCGUAUGGAAACAAAUGUCCGCUACUGGUGCUGUUAUUACAAAUCUCUGACAGAUUCACACGAUGUAAACACUUCGGGAAGGAGAGAUUAAUCGUGACGGAGCUUCCUGCAGACAUGAGCCGACUGUUAGCGUCUUAAAAUUUGAUCUUUGUUUUGUCGAGUCAUUAGUUUUCAUAAAUAGGUGUAAUAAUGUUAAAUUCAGCGUGUAAGAGCAGCGGACUGAACAUGGAGGAAAGCUCUGGAAGCGGCAGCAAGAACCUGUUGGUCCUCAGAGACAUUAAACCCGUCAGUAGGACACAUCAGGGACAGGGACAGAGUGAUAUUGUUAGUAACUUCAGUCUGCUACACCAGAGUCAGAGCCUGCUGUCUGUGGCCGGAGAGGAAGAGGAGGAGGAAGAAGUACAGUUUGACACUUCAGACACAGAUAAUAACCGUGAGGUGCUGAUGGCUGGUAAACAUUAUCCAUCCAUUCAAGAGUUUGCCUCUGCGAUCCCCAACCACCUCCUGCUGGGCUCCCUGUUGGAGCACCUCUGCUUCGUCUACGAGAGCAACCCAGCUCGCUCACGGAUGCUCUUUAAAGUCAUCGGUCAACGUCUGGCAGCCAUGAACCUCCUCUCUCCUCUGGCCGUCAGUGAUGAGUUCAGCACCGUCAGACUGCAGCACAACCGAGCCUUCACCGAGCUGCUGCACGCUGCCAGCUCCUCACUGUACCCACAGGGUCAACCAGGUCUGGGCUCAAACGCACACAGUGCUGCUCACAGAUUGAAGGAGGGACUGUUUCAGGCGCAGACAUCUCGGUAUCUCAGUGAAUUUGAAGAAGUGUGCAGACUGGGAAAAGGAUCAUAUGGAAAUGUUUUUAAGGUCAGGAACAAACUGGACUCACAAUUUUAUGCUGUGAAGAAAAUUCUUAUCAAAAAAGUUUCAACAGAUGACUGCAUGAAGGUCUUGAGAGAAGUCAAAAUGUUGUCCAGCCUGUUGCAUGUAAACGUUGUGGGUUACCACACAGCCUGGAUGGAACAUGUUCAGCCUGCAGCACCACAUACAGAGCCUCUCCUGCCUGCUCUGGAGUCACCUGGACAACAGGACAGUAGUGAUGAGAGUCCUGACAGCAACAGCAGCAGCUCGUCCAUCGUGUUUGAGAGCCUCAGUCAGAGGACAGACUCUACCUCCAGAGAGACCGAGCCCGUCAAAUCUAUAGUCCCAACCCAAGAGACGGGACAGGUGGUGUGUCCCAAAACCAUGCGUCGUAUUCCCAAAAACUACGUCCCCUGCGUGUUCCUGGGAAAGGGAGGUCCCUCGACGACCACCAAAUGUCCCGCCAUGGGGUGGGACAGUUCCGUGCUGCUGGAGGACGAGUCCGGCAGGAGCAGCAUUGAACUCAACAACAACUCCUGCAUUGACAAGGACUUCCAGCAGUUGGCUGACAAACGCACAACAAAGAUUAAUAAAGAGGUGCAGUUCCACCUCAUGCUCUACAUCCAGAUGCAGCUGUGUGAGCGCUCCCUGAAGGACUGGAUCUCUGAGAGGAACGCCACACCCAAACACACCUCAACAGGUCCUUAUGGAUGUGUUGAUGUUGAACACACACGCAGCCUGCUGAGGAAGAUCCUUGAAGGAGUAGAGUACAUUCACUCCAGAGGAGUCAUGCACAGAGACCUGAAGCCGAGGAACAUUUUCCUGCACGGUCACGACUGCCAUGUUCGGAUCGGGGACUUUGGUUUGGCCUGCAGGGAUCUGAUAAUGGACGACCAUAAAAGCAGCAACUCCUCCAGCUCUGAUUGCUCACACACGACAGGAGUCGGCACCUUUGUGUAUGCUGCACCAGAACAGCUAAAAGGCUCCCAGUAUGACUCAAAGUCAGACAUGUACAGUGUGGGAGUGCUGGCUCUGGAGCUCUUCCAGCCCUUUGGGACUGAGAUGGAGCGGGUCCGGACCCUUGGGGACCUGAGAGAGGGGAAGAUCCCUGACUUGUUCUGCCAAAAAUGGCCUGUCCUGACCAAGUACAUCAUGAAGCUGAUGAGUAAAGAGCCUGCUGCGCGGCCCACAGCCAGCCAGCUCCUACAGAGCGAACUCUUCUGCAGUGAAGACAUUGUGAUCCAUGGUUUGCAGAAAAGAGUUGAGGAGCAAGAAGAGGAGAUCCUGCAGUUGAGGAGACAGAUCAGUCGGCUUCGGAGUGCAGAGGCUCAUUUCUCUGAGUCGGACAUCAGCUGAGCCUUAAAUACCCUCUACAGACUGACAAAACUUGAUUUAUUUUACCAUUGAUGUACGGUGGUACAUGUGAUAGAGCGUGUGUGUGUGUGUGCGUGCGUGUGCGUGCGUGCGUGCAUGUGUGUAUAUAUACCUGGAUGUAAGAGUGCAAUUAUUUAUCUUAUUAAGCUGUUCAAUAAAACCUGUACCUGCUACAUCCUGCAGGAUUUCUGAGAGGCAAUAUGUGAUUACUUUUCAUU